Messenger RNA from Tribolium castaneum (red flour beetle), 2342 nucleotides. Its product is annotated as G protein-activated inward rectifier potassium channel 4. Gene Ontology annotation, molecular function: inward rectifier potassium channel activity. Bases 103 to 1290 code for a protein of 395 amino acids. NCBI's taxonomy places the organism in Eukaryota, Metazoa, Arthropoda, Insecta, Coleoptera, Tenebrionidae. Gene Ontology annotation, biological process: regulation of monoatomic ion transmembrane transport; potassium ion import across plasma membrane. The record is from RefSeq and is a predicted model, not a curated record. The transcript is spliced from 4 exons. Gene Ontology annotation, cellular component: plasma membrane.
AGCAAAUAUCCUAAUUACAACAGAUGAUGCUUAUCUCUCAUGACUAAUAACCAAAUGUAGCACAAACCGUGACUUACUUAAAAAACUUAAAAAAAAUUCCCAAUGGUUGCAAGUGACGAAACAAUCAUUAUAAAGGACGAAGACACAAAUUACCAAAAAUGCGAGUUGUGUGAUUCCGUCCCCGUAUACUUGACCAAACACAAACAGCGGAAAAAAAGUCGCACAAGGAAAUCCUCCAACCCCAACCACCGCCUUAUCCUCAAAACGGGCGACUCAGUAGUCCACCAAACAAAACGGCCGUUCCUUACCGUCAUUUACGUCCACGACUUGGUCAACACUUUGAUUGUGAGCGACUGGAAGUGGACUCUAAUCGCACUUUCCAUAACUUACCUCGUGCUUUGGUUCGUGUUUGCGUACGUCUGGAUGAUGGUUUCGCUAAAUAACGGGGACUUGGAUGCGGGGAAUGCCACGAAACCGUGCCUGAACGGCAUCCAGUCCUUCGCCGGUUAUCUGCUCUUCAGUAUAGAAACACAGACGACCAUCGGCUACGGCACGAGAUACAUCAGCCAGAACUGUCCCGAAGCGGUCCUGAUUUUCUGCAUCCAGAUCGUGACAGGAGUUGGGAUUUGCGGGGUUCUGAUCGGGAUUGUUUACGGGAAAAUCACAGCUCCCCGGAAAGUUUCCGCCCGGCAUUGCUUCAGCAAAUACGCCACUAUUUGUCAAAGGGACGGCCAGUUUUGCCUCGUUUUCCGGGUGCGGGACGAAGAGAAACGCUACCAAUGCCACAACAAAAUCAAAGCUUUUGUGAUAGUUAGACGCGAGAAGGAGCCGUUUCUCAAAUCGAUUCAACUCAUUUCUCCCGGGAUUAUGAUCUGGCCGCUUGAGGUCGUGCACGAAAUCAACGCAAAAAGCCCAUUUUGGGAUUUUUCAGCCAGGGAUUUGAUCCUGAAAAAGUUUGAGAUUGUUGUUUCAAUGGAGGGUGUUUCGCAAACAACGUCCAAAAUGUCUCACGUGACAGCGUCGUAUUUGAAUAGCGAAAUUUUGUGGGGGCAUACGUUCAAACCGUGCACUUUUUACGACAAACAGAAGGGUUGUUUUGUGGUUAAUCAUAAACUGUUCAACAGUACUAGAGAAAUUUUAAUGCCUCUGUGCAGCGCACGGCGGUUGAGUCAAGUCAGGGAGGAGCUUGCGGACUUAGUUAUAAUUCAAAGUUCCGGUAGCUUUGACGUCGAUCCGCUAUUUCAGAGUCUUUGGAACUUCCUCGAAAAUUAUCACGAAACCUCUUUGUAACAAUUUUAAAACUAUUUGGUUUAAAAUCAAAAGAGAGCCAUUAAAAGACUUUUUAAGAAAUUUAUAAAACUGCUUGUUUUAAGACACGUCAAAGAGUUUUAUUGUUUUGUAAAACCUGAUCGGAAGUGAUAAAAGAUUUUAUGAGAGCUGUGAUAUUACAAGAAAUAUAUUUCUCGGAGCACAUUACGUAUUUAUACAUACUUACUUAUACAACACCAUAUCUAGGCAGACGGCCAGCUUUCUGAUAAAAUGUACUAAGAAAAUUUAAACGUCUUUUAUAAAUCUCAAACUUUUUAUUUUUAUUUAAAAAUAUUUAUUUUUAAAAAUUGUAUUAAAAAUCGCCGAUAAUAAUUUUUUAAAUUGAUUCUAGUAGACUUUUUGAGUGAUAAUACUAGGUUCUACUGCUAACACAAAAACACAACAAUUUAUUAUCACCAUUUAUUUAAUGGAAAAGAAGUGCAUUUUUUAUUUUAAAUUAAACAGCAGUCAAAUUUUUAAAACCUUUUAGUUUUGUAAUAAUUUUAUAAGCCUUCUCGAAUUAUAACCGUGUUCAAAGCAGAGUUGAUUUAAUUUUGAGUUAAAGAUUUUGAGUUAAUUAAAUAACUUCGGGUAAUCGUUUUAAUUUGUCAGAAAUUGCUGUUUAAAAAAUAUAUACAACGCAGUUCUAAUAGAGCUUUUGUGAAAAAAAUAUGUAUUUUCUUACAACGAAAAAGUUUGAUCAAUUCUUAAACACUUAAGUAAUAAUAGUUUUGUUACAUUUAUUGACCAGUUAAGAUUGUUUGGGAGUAAAAAGUUUUAAAAAUGACAACAAGGCAACUACAACACUUAUAAAACUUUUGUUAAAACUAUCUUAAGAGUUUAUGGUUUUAAUAUUUUUUAAUGAGUCGAAUUGGCUGUCAGUUUAACUUUAUAAAACUAAAGAGUUUUAAAAGACACAAAAUAAGCCACUAUAUAGUUUUAAAACUUCUUUACAAACUGUCUUCAUAAAACUUUUUAUAAAACGUAAUAGGUUUAAACAGCAUAUAAAUUGCUAUUUGGGACGAGAAUUAGGG